Messenger RNA from Phasianus colchicus (ring-necked pheasant), 1376 nucleotides. RefSeq names its product zDHHC palmitoyltransferase 12 (gene ZDHHC12). Gene Ontology annotation, molecular function: protein-cysteine S-palmitoyltransferase activity. Lineage: Eukaryota; Metazoa; Chordata; Aves; Galliformes; Phasianidae. Gene Ontology annotation, biological process: protein targeting to membrane; peptidyl-L-cysteine S-palmitoylation. The record is from RefSeq and is a predicted model, not a curated record. Gene Ontology annotation, cellular component: Golgi apparatus; endoplasmic reticulum.
GGGAGGGGAGGGGAGGGCCGGCAGCACCUCGCCUCGCGGCGCUGCUCCUUCCGGGCCUGCGGCGCCAUGGGAGCCGGCGGGCUGUGGGUGAGGAGCGCCCACACCGCCCUCAGCGGGGGCUUAACGCUGGGGCUCUUCCUGCACCGCACGGAUCUGCAGAAGGAAGCGGAGCGCGGAGCCGUGCUGCAGCCCGCGAUCUUCGUAGCGCUGCUCGGGUGCUCCGUGCUGCUGUACUUCAGGGUGUCCCUCAUGGACCCGGGCUUCGUUAGGGCUGAAGAGGAGGCAGAGGCAGACAAAAGUGAAGAGCAAUGCAUGGUGAUACCCCAGGUUUCAAGCAGUGUUAAGAUGCGGCGUUGUGGCUACUGCAUGGUGAAGCAACCAAUGCGAGCCAAGCACUGCCAGCUGUGCCAACGCUGCGUUCGGCGCUACGACCAUCACUGCCCCUGGAUUGAGAAUUGCGUGGGAGAGAAGAAUCACCCCCUCUUCAUAGUCUACCUUAGUGUACAGCUUGUAGUUCUGCUGUGGGGAGGACAUGUUGCUUGGUCAGGCCUUUACUUUAAACAGUCCUGGGAGUGGCUGCGGCACAACAUUUUCCUCCUCAUAUCCUUCCUCCUGAUAGUCAUAUUCACCAUUGUUGUCUUGCUGCUGCUUAUUUCACAUCUCUAUCUGAUCUCAUGCAACACCACCACCUGGGAGUUCAUGUCGUACCACCGCAUCUCCUACCUGCGGCACUCUGAGCUGGAGAAUCCCUUUGACCAAGGAGUAAUCCGCAAUCUCUGGAGGUUCUUCUGUUCAUGCCAUCUCACUGCAUGGGAGAAGAUCUAUUUUCACAGGAGCAAUGAACCUGUCUAGUCAUAGUGGUACCUAAUGAGUAAAAUGCCAAAAGACAGCUGCAGGUUGUUGGAUAAAGCUUUGCAUACGUUGCUUAGAACUUUAAUACAUCGCGGAUUAUGCAACAUGUUCCACAACCUGUCCAUCCAUAAAAGCAAAUCAAGAAGGAUAAUCAGGGCUAUUUUUUUUAUAUAUGAAUAACACUGUUAAAGGGGAGGCACUGGUUCUGAGGUGCUCAGAAGUUCUGAUGUCUUGACCAAGGAGAGAUAUCUCUUUAAAUACCCUUCCUUGUGUUAACUUGCAUCCACACCUGAAGAGAUGCAAGAACUGCAUGACAGCCUUGUAAACUUCUGCUCCCCAAAGUUUCCUCUUCAUUUGCUGCUAAGGAACAGCAGCUGUUACCAACAAACCAGCCAGAAUCAAUACAAUCCCUGUGGCCUUUCUUCAGCAUAGCUCUUACUGUGAAGAACCACAGUGCCUUUUGUCAGUAAUGUUGGAUACAUAAGAGAAAUAUUUGAAUAAAUAUUUGUACAGUCAAAAGCAAA